Messenger RNA from Plectropomus leopardus (leopard coralgrouper), 8959 nucleotides. Its product is annotated as supervillin-like. Gene Ontology annotation, cellular component: actin cytoskeleton; cytoplasm. Gene Ontology annotation, biological process: barbed-end actin filament capping; cytoskeleton organization; actin filament severing. Lineage: Eukaryota; Metazoa; Chordata; Actinopteri; Perciformes; Serranidae. The record is from RefSeq and is a predicted model, not a curated record. Gene Ontology annotation, molecular function: phosphatidylinositol-4,5-bisphosphate binding; actin filament binding.
CCGUCACCACCGCUGUGACCGGAGGAGAGUUUAGCAGCGAGGCAUCCUUCUGUUCUUCUCCCUAAACAUGUUUCGAAACCCAUGGAUCUCUAGUUACCAUGUGAACCAUGAGCAGCCAUGUGGCCAAGAAUUUGGAUCUAAAGCUCGCCCCAAGCUUUGCAGCUCAGCCUCGUUUCCAUCCGAAACCUUAAGUUUUCAGACCGACUUCUCCUUGGGUGAAAAGACCAACUUGGUCAAGAGUGUGUCAGAUACAGAUGCCAAACUUCUGGUUGUCCUUCCCAAGGUGUCAGAGUUGAAGAAAUACUUUGAGGGAGCUGUCACAAAGGAAUUGGGAAUGAACAGAAAGGAGAGAAUAGCUCGGCGUCUGGAGGGGAUUGAAAGUGAUGUUCCACCUACGCUGGUGCCUGGUGGUUUGGUCGCCAACAGAAUGCUGGAGGAGGAUCCUCCGCGGUACACCCGCGCCUCAGAUUCCUGUGAGCCUUGUGUGAUGGUGAGGCGUUACAGUCGAGAGGAGCUGGAGGCACCCCAGAAGCAGCUUUCAUCUCAAGACAGAUCACAUCAGGUCAAAGGUGGUGUUGGCAGCGGCCGACCAGAGCCCAUGUUGGUGUAUGUUGACCCAGUAACGUUAUCGACCUCUUCUACACCCACAUCUGGACCCACAGACACCACCAGCCUCAGUUCUAAGGCUGAACGAAUCGCCCGCUACAAAGCUGAGCGCCGCCGGCAGCUUUCAGAGCGCUAUGGCAUUCUCCUGGAUCAGGAGGCAGACAUUGAUUACACACCACGCUACCGUUCCAGGCGUGACACAGACGCCUCUGACCGACAAACGGCUGCCAGGCGAGACAAAGACAGACAAGAAGGUGAAGAACAAGGACGGGAGCCCAGGGUGCCAUACCGCUCUGGAGUGGGCAGGGUUUACAUGAGGACUCAUCCAGAUCCCGCCCCUGUUUCCACUACCAGCUCGACACACUCAAACCAAGCCCCUCCCCCAACACAAGAAAGGCCAAGAAGAUUUUCAGAGCGGGAAAGAGCGAUGAACAUAGAGAAUUACCGGCGUGGCGGGGCUCAAGAUCGUUCAGUCACUUCUCGAUCCAGAACCCAGGAGCUGCAUCCACACCAGCCCCAAAAGCAGCAGCAGCAGUCCCCCCACCACCAGGACGCCUCCCACCAGGAGCCAAGCCCCGCCCCCACCAGGGAUUACAGUAUCGCAGCGGUGCCCAGCUCACCUCGCACCGCCCGCCGGGCCUCCCUGCCCUCCACUCGCUAUGGCAUCUCACCUGGGGAUUUAUUCAUAGAGCAGCAGGCCCACAGCAUCCUCAACAGACAGGGAAUCCGAGUAAGGGAACGAUUAUCCAGGGAUGAAACUGUCCAGAAGCCCCCUGACUGGAGUCCAGACAGGCACCAGGGUAACAAACAGCAUACUCAGGAGAACACUGCUCAGUAUACGCCACAACACCCAGAGCCUACCAAGCAAAGGACUGUUCUCCAGCCUCAGCCCAGCCCAGGCCACCAUCCUACCCACGGCCAAACAGUCUACCCUCUCUCCGCCCCUGAAUACCAACAAUCUGGCCCUGCUGCCGACUCUCAGCCCUAUUUGGCCAUCACUGCCCCAGCAGCCUCUGCUAAACUUCCUGGACCUCCUGAAGUACAACCACGGAGGAGAGUGAGUGCCGACCAAAUCCAUGCCGCGCACAGGGAGGCAAGAUUGGAAGCCAGGCAGGCCCUCAAGGAAGAGGCCCAUACAGAGGGUCUGCUGAAGAGCAGGAAAGCUGUGUUGCCUUCAGAGAUCCGCCGAAGGGAAAAGAGUGUGGAUGAUAUUCAUAGGGGCCGGCAUGAAGACAUGGACUGGCAGAACUACAGCCCAGAACGGAGGAGGGCGAGUCGAGGCGAGGAAGACUGGGAUCGGGAUAGACCCAGGGAGAGGGGGAGGGAGAGAAAUGUCGAGAGGAUCAGAGAAAGAGGCAGAGAGCAUCUCUUUAGUCAUGAAAGCCAAGAGGAAAGAGUGUUCAGGUCUAUGCAACCAUACCACGCUUCAGUACGUCAGCACACCAGGCAGCAUCAACCCUCAGAGCCUGUGUGCCACCAAGAGCCCCAGAUUCAGCAGCAAGAGCCCCCAACACAACAGCACGAUCCCAGAAAGAGACAAUAUGGUGCUCAACUUCAACAGCAAGAUCCUCAAAUGCAGCAACAGUUUGAUCGUUCAAGGCAGCCACAAGAGACUCAAAGAAAACAGCAGUCACAAAAACAACAGGAGUUUGAGCUCCAAAGGCAAGAGCCUCCAAGUCAGCAGCAAGCCGUACAGAGAAAUCAACAAGAACCCCAACUAAAGGAAGACUUUGAGCCUCAGAAGCAGCAGCCAGAUCAAUCAGGGAGGUUUGACUCAGCUGUUUAUCUCCAGAAAGGCUCCUCUUUGCCUCAGGCCAAACACAGAAGCGUGGAGAUGAGUGGAGGCCCCAAACCCAAAAUACGAACCCGCUCCAUGUCAGAUAUUGGUAUAAGCCAGCAUGCUGCUAUGUAUCGCAUGGAGAGGGCAGCGGCCAACAGAGAGACAUCGAGGACAAUCCCGCCAUCAGGGAUGGCUAACGGGGAGAUGGGCGCCCUAGACACCAGGGUGUCGGUAGCACAGCUACGACACUCUUAUCUGGAGAAUGCCAACAGGAAACCUGAGUUUGAGACUACUAAAGUAGAUUUGUCAGCAAUGGAGGUAGAUCCGGCUGGCGGCAGUGAUCGGGACAGGGGUGCUCGGAGGCCUCGACGCUACAUCACUCCAGGAGACAGUCGCAUGUCGGAGAGGUUUAGGACCCAGCCCAUCACCUCUGCGGAGCGGCUGGAGUCAGAUAGGUCUUGUCUAAGUCCAGCACAGCUACAGGAUCCUGAGGAUGAAGAAAAGCUGGAUGACAGAGCCAAGAUGAGUGUAGCUGCCAAGAGGUCUCUCUUCAGGGAACUAGAAAGGACAUCUGAUGGAGGCGUUCCCAAACCUCGCUCUCGAAACGCUGCUGUAGAACGGCGCCUGAGAAGAGUUCAGGAUCGGUCACACACGCAACCUGUCACCAACAGGGAGGUAGUCAAUGCUUCAAGUGAUCCUGCCACAUCGUCACAACCUCCUGGCAUCCACACUAGUGUAACUCGUGUCCCCAGCCCUACUGUAGUCAGCACCAGUGUGACCAGCAUCAGCAUCCAGGGCCCCUCUCAGCCAAGUUCAGCAGUCCAGGAUCAGGAGAAGGAGACCCAGGAGAAACCAGUUCAAGCUCCCGGUGCUGGGGUGGAGGGAGAUGGCCAGGAGCCUUUAAACGACGAACCGGACCUGUCCACCCUCACCUUGGCUGAGAAGAUGGCCCUCUUCAACCGCCUCGCUAAACCUACGGGCAAGACUGCAGAGGGGGCCAGAGGAGACACCCGCCAGCGCAGGGCCAACACCCGGUUUCAGACUCAACCCAUUACCCAGGGAGAGGUGGAGAAGGAAGCUGAGCUGCCGGUAGCCUCUGCGGUGUGUAACGGUGACUUAGAGGCCAAUCAGGGAGAACAUCUAAAAAACGGUGGUGAGAUCAAACUGGAGCCCCUGUCAGCCUCUCUGAUCCGCUCCGUGGCAGCCGUCACCUCCCAAGCAUCCGUAACCGCGGUAACCAUCACGCCAGGCAGCAGCGGCGAUGAUGAUGGUCACCGUCCAGGGAAGUCCACUGCUGUGCCCUACAUCCCUGCCCAACAACAGGUUCCCAGCACCACAAGCAGCCACCAGGAGAGGGCGUUGAGGUAUUUCUCCAUGACCCAGAGCGGGGACCCAGGCCACCCUGAGCCUGAGCUCAACUCCUCCCUUCCCAUCCCUGAGAGCCGAGAGAAAGCGGGGGCGCCUAUUGGUCCCACCUCCUCUCCUGGUCACAGACAGCAGGGGGAGGCUGCGGAGGAGGGCUGGAGAGAGCGUCAGGAGGAGGAGGUUAGGGGGAGACAGCAGGGAGGAGCCAGAGAGGAGAUCCAAGACGGCAGCAUUCAGGGAAAGCUGCACUCCCCCGACAGGGACCGGGACAGCAGGCAGCAGCAGCAUCCUCAGCCUCAGCACUCUGCAGAGCCCUCUUUGUGGAGGGGCGAGACAGAGCCUCUGCCCAGCUGGAGAGCCGCAGACGGACACUCCCAAGAGAGCAGGGAGAGAGCUGAGGGAAGAGGAAGAGGAGGGUACCUGAGAGAGGCUGUUCACAGCUCCUCCACACAGGAGCAGGAGAGGAGCGGUGGCCGGAGCCAGCCGGGCAUCUCAGACUUGCCGGAUCAUCCUGCGCCACUGAGGCCACUGAUAGCUAAGGUGUCAUCCAGGACAGUGUCUCACGUUUCAAGCAGCCAGCCUCAGAAGCAAACCAACAUCCAGCCUCCUCAAACUCUCCCUAAACCCCUCACACAACAGCCUCCUCCAACAGCCCCCAAACCUUCGGUCGACAUCCAGCUCCAGCCGUACUCCCAGCCCUCUCAGCCCCCACCAACGUAUCCCAAACCUUUCACUCAGUCCCCACAAACCCAGCCCAAACCUCAGGGAUUUGUCCAACCUCUCCCUAAGCCUUAUCUGCAGACAGCCCCUCAGCCCCAGCCUAAACCCCAGGUGCCUCCACAAACACCACCCAAGCCCCAGUCCUUCCCCCAGGCACUGGUCAAGUCCCAGUCGCUGCCCCUGGACCACAGCGAGGACCUCAGCAAGCACAGUGUCCAUUCUGGAGAUCUGCUGUCCCCCACAGACUCUGGAGACCAACUGUCUGACGGCAUGUCCACCAAACAGAUGUCCAUCAAGGAGAGAGUGGCACUGCUGAAGAAGAGCGGCGAGGAGGACUGGAGGAACAUCAACAAAAAACAAGAAGUGGUUAAGGUGGCAUCCACUGAGCAGCAGGCUCAGCUAUGGGAGACGGAGCAGACCUGCGAGAAGAAGGAGGAAGGGGUGGUCGUUCAAGAUUACUCUGCUGUGUCUGUGUCUGAACAGCUAUGGGAACCUGUCUUCUCUUCCACCUUUUCCCCUACUAUCUCCCUUGGCCAAAAGUGUCAGUAUAUUGACCAUCACAGUCAGAAGGUGGGAGAGGAUAUCGAGGCCCAGAUGACCAUUGAGGAGAGAAAACAGAUGAUUUCAAUUCGUGAGGAUGCCUGGAAGACAAAGGGCAAAGGAGCAGCCAAUGAUUCCACCCAGUACACCGUGGCCGCUCGUAUGGUCAAGAAAGGCCUGGCAGCUUCCUCCUCUGUUAUCAGUCCCAUCCUGUCACCGGUUUCCACCAAACUCAAGAGCGGCCUGCCUGCUGUCAACAAACCACAAGAGGAAAUCGAGGCCAGACCAGACAUGGAAUCAGAUAAGAAACUAGACAAGUUGGAGAGCUUCUUGGGACGUCUAAAUAGCAAAGUGGCAGGUUUGCAGGAAACCACCAUAACAGUUACUGAGAAGGCAGUGAAGGAAGUGAUGAAGCUGGAUGACGAAAUCUUCUCCAAGUUCUACAAACGUGUUGCUGAGUUUCCACGCAUGCCCACCAGAAUCGAGAUCAAUGAGGAUUUUGACUCCAUCUUUGGCUCUCAGGCUCCCAAGUUGACUUCAGCCAUGGUGCAGCAUAAGCGAUCGGUGCGGCCAUCAAGGAAUGUCCAGGCCUCCAGAAACCCUCUGAAGAUGCUGGCAGCCAGAGAGGACAUCAGACACGAGUACACCGAGCAGAGACUGAAUGUGGCACAGCUGGAGAGCAAGAGAAUAAAGGCUGAGAAGAUUAAUAAAACCUCUGAGUACUCCGAGGCUGCUCUGGCAGGUCUAGCCAGUAAAGAAAACUUCAGCAGCGUGAGUCUGCGCAGCGUCAACAUCUCUGAGCAGAUGUCCAACAACAGCGCUGUGCCGUACAAGAACCUCAUGCUGAUGCAGGUUAAAGGUCGUCGUCAUGUUCAGACCAGAUUAGUGGAGCCGAGAGCGUCAUCACUGAACAGUGGCGACUGUUUCCUGUUGGUCACUCCAGAGCACUGCUUCAUCUGGAUAGGAGAGUUCUCAAAUGUCAUUGAGAAGGCCAAGGCAACUGAUUUGGCUACUUUCAUCCAGACGAAUAAGGACAUGGGCUGCAGGGCGAACCAGGUGCAGACCGUCGAGGAAGGGGUCAACCCACAGGGGCCAGACACGCAGCAGUUCUGGACGAUCCUCGGAGGACAGACUGGUUACCAGCCGGCUGGGCCGCCAGAGGAGGACGAGCAGUUUGAGAAUGCCAUUGUGGAAACAAACUGUAUCUUCAGACUGCUGGAUGACAAACUGGUUCCUGAUGAUGAUGAGUGGGGGAAGGUCCCUCGCAGCUCUCUGCUUUCAUCUAAGGAGGUGUUGGUGUUUGACUUUGGCAGUGAGGUGUAUGUGUGGCACGGUAAAGAGGUGACUCUGGCCCAGAGGAAAGUGGCCUUCCAGCUGGCCAAACACCUUUGGAACGGGACGUUUGACUACACCUGCUGUGACAUCAACCCGCUGGACCCUGGAGGCUGCAACACACUCAUACCCAGGAAGGGCCAGGGCCGUCCUGAUUGGGCGAUAUUUGGCAGGCUGACAGAGCACAAUGAGACGAUCUUGUUCAAAGAGAAGUUUGUAGACUGGACCGAAGCGAGAUCACCGACACCAAAGGAAGGCGGCGAGCUCGUACCGGAGCAGAAGGAGGCCCCGGGGCGAGAAUGCCGGCCUUACAACGCCACCCUGAUGCUGCCAGUCCUCCAAUCAUCCAUUUCCACCAUCUUGGACGGGGUAAAUGUGGGCCGCGGCCACGGCCCAGUGGAGUCCGAGGACCACAUGAGGAUUCAGGAGAUCAGCACAGCGUCAGUGGACGUCUGGCACAUCCUGGAAUUUGACUACAGCCGUCUGCCACGCCAGAGCAUCGGCCAGUUCCAUGAGGGAGACGCCUAUGUGGUCAAAUGGAAGUACAUGAUCAAUACAUCAGUUGGCCGUAGGCAGAACCCCGAGGCGAGGAGUAGCGGGCCGGGGAGGGAGAAAUGCUGCUACUUUUUCUGGCAGGGUCGACACUCCACCGUCAGCGAGAAAGGAACAUCAGCGCUGAUGACAGUGGAGCUGGAUGAGGAAAGAGGGGCACAGGUUCAGGUGCAGCAAGGAAAAGAGCCUCCAUGUUUCCUGCAGUGCUUCAGUGGAGGGAUGAUUGUCCACGCUGGCAAGAGGGAGGAGGAGGAGGAGAACACUCAGAGUGAGUGGCGUCUUUACUGUGUGCGGGGCGAGGUGCCAGUGGAGGGCCACCUGCUGGAGGUGGCGUGUCACUGCAGCAGCCUGCGCUCCAGAGCCUCCAUGAUCCUGCUCAACAUCAACAAGGCCAUCAUCUUCCUGUGGCACGGCUGCAAGACGCAGCUGCACACUCGCAGCGUGGGAAACACGGCCGCGCUCAAGAUCAAAGAACAAUGUCCACUUGAGGCGGGUCUCCACAGCAGCAGUAAGGUGACCAUUCAUGAGUGUGAUGAGGGAGUGGAGCCUCCAGGCUUCUGGGAGGCACUGGGAAGAAAAGACAGGAAGGCCUACGACUGUAUGCUGCAAGAUCCAGGUAAAUUCAACUUCACCCCGCGGCUUUUCCAGCUCGGCAGCACAUCCGGAGACUUUGUGGCCAAUGAGUUCUUCCACCCAUCCAGAGCUACAGACGUGAUCAGCUCACUGCCCUUCCUGCAGGAAGACCUGUACAACACGCCGCAACCUGCGUUGUUCCUGGUGGAUAACUUCCACGAGGUUUACUUGUGGCAGGGCUGGUGGCCUCAGGACAGCGAGUGCACCGGCUCUGCUCGCAUCCGCUGGGAUGCAGACAGGAAGUGUGCGAUGGAAACAGUGCUGCAGUACUGCAAAGAGAAGAAUGAGAAGAAGCCUCAGAAGUCGUACCUGAUCCACGCCGGUCUGGAGCCGCUCACCUUCACCAACAUGUUUCCCAGCUGGGAGCACAGAGAGGACGUGGCUGAGAUCACUGAGAGGGAGGCGGAGGUGUGUAACCAGAUCAUCCUGGUGGAGGACGUGUUGGCCCGGCUUUGCCAGAACACCUUCCCUCUGGCUCAGCUGCAGGCCCGGCCGCUCCCAGAGGGAGUCGACCCGCUCCGCCUGGAGAUCUACCUGUCCGACCAGGACUUUGAGAAAGCUUUGGAAAUGAAGAGAGAGGAAUACGAAAGUUUACCAGGGUGGAAGCAAGUGAACUUAAAGAAGGCCAAAGGAUUGUUUUAAGAAAGUUUUUUAAUUGAAGAUGGAAGCGGAUAAAAGGUGGACAGCUGAGAUGGAGACACAGGAAACGUCACGUGAACCUGUUCUGAUGGAGACAUGCGAGGAUUCUGGGAUAGAAAGUAUCUGAAUAUGAAGAAAACCUACAUGGAGGAUGAGACUACAGAUGCACUCGCCUUGCUUUAGUCAUGUUUUACCUUUCAACUUUGUCAUUACAUAACGAAAUUAAAUUCAAACAGUUUAACAGAAGGUAAAAACACCUUGCUUUGGUUCUUACAUGGUGUUUGUGUGUAUUUGGAGUCUCCUCCAAACACUGAAGUCACCACUCGUGGACUUAUGAGUGACAAUGUGCACACUAGGACGCUUGGUGUCAGAGUGCCAUGCUAUGGUUGCGUAUGUACGUGUGUGCGAUUGUAUAUAAUGUUUGUGUGUAAUGUUUGUGUAAAUGUGUGUGUAUCUAUGUAAAAACAAAUCCCGUCAUGUCAGAUGUUGUGAGGAAAGUUGUUUUUUUUCUUCUUUUGUCUACAGUGUCUGGAUGCUGUCAGGCCUCGUAGGGAAAUUCAUGUUGCUCGAUUGUGUCGAACUGCUGAAGCGACUCUCGACUCACUGAGAUGUAAGGGUUGUAAUUUUAAAAGUUUGAUGCAUAUGAGGAAGAGAAACAGCAGCUUGAUGAAUCUGAAUGUAUAGUGCCUUGCUUUUUGUGUACAGUUUAUAUACAGAAAUUCUAGUCUGCAUUUUUAAAGACUUUGUGAUAUAAGACAUAGUGAAUUAAAUCACAAUAAUGCUCAACUCAAA